Molecule: messenger RNA, 6849 nt
Organism: Purpureocillium lilacinum
Lineage: Eukaryota; Fungi; Ascomycota; Sordariomycetes; Hypocreales; Ophiocordycipitaceae
Product: acetyl-coenzyme-A carboxylase
Biological process (GO): fatty acid biosynthetic process
Cellular component (GO): mitochondrion
Molecular function (GO): ATP binding; acetyl-CoA carboxylase activity; metal ion binding
Source: RefSeq, a predicted model, not a curated record
AUGGCAGACGCCACGACAAACGGGCGGACGGUGCCCGUCGUCAACGGCAAGGCCUCGUACGCCGAGAAGCACAGCCUCGCAGACCACUUCAUAGGGGGCAACAAGCUGGCCAAUGCGCCCCCGAGCAAGGUCAAGGACUUUGUCGCCCAAAGUGACGGCCACACCGUCAUCACAAACGUCCUCAUCGCCAACAAUGGUAUCGCCGCCGUCAAGGAGAUCCGCUCCGUGCGGAAAUGGGCGUACGAGACGUUCGGCGACGAGCGCGCCAUCCACUUCACCGUCAUGGCCACCCCCGAGGAUCUCCAGGCCAACGCCGACUACAUCCGCAUGGCCGACCACUACGUCGAGGUCCCCGGCGGCACCAACAACCACAACUACGCCAACGUCGAGCUCAUCGUCGACAUCGCCGAGCGCAUGAACGUACACGCCGUCUGGGCCGGCUGGGGCCACGCCUCCGAGAACCCCAAGCUGCCCGAGUCGCUCGCCGCCUCCCCCAACAAGAUCGUCUUCAUUGGUCCCCCAGGAUCCGCCAUGCGCUCGCUCGGUGACAAGAUCUCCUCCACAAUCGUCGCCCAGCACGCCGACGUCCCCUGCAUCCCCUGGUCUGGCACCGGCGUCAGCGAGGUCGAGCUGGAUAACAAGGGCAUCGUCACCGUCUCCGACAAGGUCUACGCCAAGGGCUGCGUCACCUCGUGGCAGGAGGGCCUCGAGAGGGCCAAGGAGAUUGGCUUCCCCGUCAUGAUCAAGGCGUCAGAAGGCGGCGGUGGCAAGGGUAUUCGCAAGGCCAUGGGCGAGGAGGGCUUCGAGGCCCUUUACAAGGCCGCCGCCAGCGAGAUCCCGGGCUCCCCCAUCUUCAUCAUGAAGCUGGCCGGCAACGCCAGGCAUCUCGAGGUCCAGCUCCUGGCUGAUCAGUACGGCAACAACAUCUCCCUGUUUGGCCGUGACUGCUCCGUCCAGCGCCGCCACCAGAAGAUUAUCGAAGAGGCCCCCGUCACCAUCGCCAAGUCUGACACCUUCAAGGCCAUGGAGGACGCCGCUGUGCGCCUGGGCAGGCUCGUCGGCUACGUCUCCGCGGGUACCGUCGAGUACCUGUACUCGCACGCCGAUGACAAGUUCUACUUCCUCGAGCUGAACCCGCGUCUGCAGGUCGAGCACCCUACCACGGAAAUGGUCAGCGGCGUAAACCUGCCCGCCGCCCAGCUCCAGAUUGCCAUGGGUGUUCCCCUGCAUCGCAUCCGCGACAUCAGGGUGCUCUACGGCGUCGACCCCAAGACGACGAGCGAGAUCGACUUUGAGUUCAAGCGCGAGGGCUCGUCCCAGUCGCUGCGCCGCCCGACGCCCACGGGUCACUGCACGGCUUGCCGUAUCACCUCUGAGGACCCCGGCGAGGGCUUCAAGCCGUCCAACGGUGUCAUGCACGAGCUCAACUUCCGCAGUAGCUCCAACGUCUGGGGCUACUUCUCCGUCGGAACGCAGGGUGGCAUCCACAGCUUCUCCGACAGCCAGUUUGGUCACAUCUUCGCCUACGGCGAGAACCGACAAGCUUCGCGAAAGCACAUGGUCGUCGCGCUCAAGGAGCUGAGCAUUCGCGGUGACUUCAGGACCACCGUCGAGUAUCUCAUCAAGCUGCUCGAGACGGAGGCCUUCGAGGACAACACCAUCUCGACCGGCUGGCUGGACGAGCUGAUUUCUAAGCGCCUCACCGCCGAGCGGCCCGACACCAUGCUCGCCGUUGUCUGCGGCGCCGUCACCAAGGCGCACAUUGCCAGCGAGACGUGCAUGGCCGAGUACCGUGCCGGCCUGGAGAAGGGCCAGGUCCCCUCCAAGGACAUCCUCAAGACCGUCUUCACCAUCGACUUCAUUUACGAGGGCUUCCGCUACAAGUUCACCGCCACCCGGGCCAGCUCGGACAGCUACCACCUGUUCAUCAACGGCUCCAAGUGCUCGGUGGGCGUCCGCGCCCUCAGCGACGGCGGCCUUCUCAUCUUGCUCGACGGCCACAGCCACAACGUGUACUGGAAGGAGGAGGUCGGCGCCACCCGUCUGUCCGUCGACAGCAAGACGUGUCUGCUCGAGCAGGAGAACGACCCCACCCAGCUCCGCACUCCCAGCCCUGGCAAGCUCGUCAAGUACUCGGUCGAGAACGGUGCCCACGUCAAGGCUGGCCAGACCUUUGCCGAGGUCGAGGUCAUGAAGAUGUACAUGCCUCUGGUCACGCAGGAGGACGGUAUUGUGCAGCUCAUCAAGCAGCCCGGCGCCACGCUCGAGGCUGGUGACAUCCUGGGAAUCCUCGCCCUCGACGACCCUAGCCGCGUCAAGCAGGCUCAGGCCUUUGUCGACAAGCUGCCGCCGUACGGCGACCCCGUCGUUGUCGGCAACAAGGCUGCUCAACGCUUCGGUGUCCUCAAGAAUAUCAUCAUGAACAUCUUGAUGGGCUACGACAACUCGGUCAUCAUGGCCCCUUCGCUCAAGGAGCUCAUUGAGGUGCUGCGCAACCCCGAGCUGCCCUACAGCGAGUGGAACGCGCAGUUCUCUGCCCUGCACGCUCGCAUGCCGCAGAAGCUGGACUCCCUCUUUGGCCAGAUUGUAGAAAAGGCCAGGUCGCGCCAUGUCGAGUUCCCCGCCAAGGCUCUGCAAAAGGCUUUCCAGAAGUUCCUCGACGAGAGUGUCGCCGACUCUGACGCCGAUAUGCUGAAGACGACGCUGGCGCCUCUGACCGAGAUCCUCGAGAUCUACGCCGACGGCCAAAAGGCACGUGAGCUGCACUUUGUGCAGAGCCUGCUCGACGCAUACUGGGAGGUCGAGCGCCUCUUCUCCACCCAGACCCAGGAGGACAGCGUCGUCCUGAAGCUGCGUGACCAGAACAAGGACAGCAUCAACAAGGUCGUUCAGACGGUCCUCUCUCACAGCCGCGUCAGCGCCAAGAGCUCCCUCGUGCUCGCCAUUCUGGACGAGUACCGUCCCAACAAGCCCAAUGUCGGCAACAUCAGCAAGUACCUGCGCGACUCGCUCCGCAGGCUUACCGAGCUGUCGUCUCGCGCCACCUCCAAGGUCUCGCUCAAGGCCCGCGAGAUCAUGAUUCAGUGCUCGCUGCCCUCUCUGGAGGAGCGUACCGCCCAGAUGGAGCACAUUCUGCGCUCCUCCGUCGUCGAGUCCCGCUACGGCGAGAGCGGCUGGGACCACCGGGAACCCAACCUGGAGGUCAUCAAGGAGGUCGUCGACUCCAAGUACACGGUCUUUGACGUGCUGCCGCUCUUCUUCGCCCACGAGGACCCCUGGGUGGCGCUGGCUUCGCUCGAGGUCUACGUCCGUCGCGCGUACCGUGCUUAUAUUCUCAAGCAGAUUGAGUACCACAGCGACGAGACGGACUCGCCCCUCUUCGUGUCCUGGGACUUCCAGCUGCGCAAGAUUGGCCAGUCCGAGUUCGGCCUUCCGCUCCAGUCGGCCGCGCCGUCGACGCCUGGCACACCCAGCGCCUCGAGCGACCUGAACAUGAAGCGCAUCUACUCCAUCAGCGACAUGUCGUACCUCACCAGCAAGUGGGAGGACGAGCCUACUCGCAAGGGUAUCAUUGUGCCUUGCAAGUACGUGGACGAGGCCGAGGAGUUGAUCCAGAAGGCCCUCGAGACGCUCGCUUUCCACAACAAGCAGAAGAAGCAGCAGAACGGCACCCAGAUCCUUGCUGACCUGAACGAUAAGCGCAAGCCGCUCAGCUCCAUCAAGAACGCCGCCAAGAGGGACGACGAGCUGUCCGCGGUCAUCAACGUGGCGAUCCGGGAUGUCGAGGGUGCCGAUGACCAGGAGCUCAUGUCCCGUAUCCGGCCGAUUGUCCAGCAGUUCAAGGGCGAGCUGCUCGCCCGCGGUGUGCGCCGCCUGACGUUCAUCUGCGGCCACAAUGACGGCUCGUACCCUGGCUACUACACCUUCCGUGGCCCCGAGUACGAGGAGGAUGACAGCAUCCGUCACAGCGAGCCUGCCCUGGCCUUCCAGCUGGAGCUCGCGCGCCUCGGCAAGUUCCACAUCAAGCCUGUGUUCACGGAAAACAAAAACAUCCACGUGUACGAGGCUAUUGGCAAGGCGGUCGACACCGACAAGCGCUACUUCACUCGUGCUGUGAUCCGACCUGGCCGUCUUCGUGACGAGAUCCCGACCGCGGAGUACCUCAUCUCCGAGGCGGACCGUGUCAUCAACGACAUCUUUGAUGCACUUGAGAUUAUCGGCAACAACUCGUCGGAUCUGAACCACAUCUUCAUGAACUUCAGCCCCGUCUUCCAGCUGGAUCCCCAGCAGGUUGAACAGAGUCUGCAGGGCUUCCUGGACCGCUUCGGCGCUCGCGGCUGGAGACUGCGUGUGGCCCAGGUCGAGAUCCGCAUCAUCUGCACGGAUCCCGCCACCGGCGCCCCGUACCCCCUGCGUGUCGUCAUCACCAACACGUCCGGCUACGUUGUCGAUGUCGACAUGUACGCCGAGCGCAAGUCGGAGAAGGGCGAUUGGGUGUUCCACAGCAUCGGCGGUACCAAGGAGAAAGGCCCCCUGCAUCUCCUGUCCGUCUCGACGCCUUAUGCCACCAAGAACGCACUCCAACCCAAGCGGUACAAGGCUCACCUUAUGGGAACGCAGUACGUGUACGACUUCCCCGAGCUUUUCCGUCAGGCCAUUCAGAACAGCUGGGUCAAGGCCGUCAAGAACCAGCCCGCCAUCGCGUCGCAGCAGCCCAAGGUCGGCGAGUGCAUCACCUUCACCGAGCUUGUCCUCGACGACAAGGACAACCUCGACGAGGUCAACCGCGAGCCGGGCACCAACACGUGCGGCAUGGUCGGCUGGAUCUUCAAGGCUCGCACGCCCGAGUACCCCGCGGGCCGCCGCUUCAUCGUCGUUGCCAACGACAUCACCUACAAGAUCGGCUCGUUCGGCCCCAAGGAGGAUAACUUCUUCCACAAGUGCACGGAGCUGGCUCGCAAGCUGGGCAUCCCGCGCAUCUACCUGUCGGCCAACUCGGGUGCACGCCUCGGCCUGGCUGAGGAGCUGAUGCCUCACUUCAAGGUUGCCUGGAACGACGCCGAGAAGCAGGACCAGGGCUUCCGGUACCUGUACCUCGAUGACAAGGCCCUGGAGCGUUUCAAGGAUGAUGUCAUCACCGAGGAGGUGUCCGAGGAUGGCGAGAAGCGCCACAAGAUUGUCACCAUCAUUGGCAACGAGGAUGGUCUCGGUGUCGAGUGCUUGAGGGGCUCCGGCCUGAUUGCCGGUGCGACCAGCCGGGCGUACAAUGACAUUUUCACGGUGACGCUCGUCACCUGCCGAUCUGUUGGUAUUGGUGCCUACCUUGUCCGUCUCGGACAGCGUGCAGUCCAGAUUGAGGGUCAGCCCAUCAUUCUUACUGGCGCCCCGGCCCUCAACAACCUGCUGGGCCGCGAGGUUUACACGUCCAACCUGCAGCUCGGUGGCACGCAGAUCAUGUACCGCAACGGCGUGUCUCACAUGACGGCCAACGACGACUUUGCCGGUGUCUCGCGCAUCGUCGAGUGGAUGUCGUUUGUGCCGGAGAAGCGCAACGGCCCCGUGCCCGUCAGCCCUAGCGCCGACGCCUGGGACCGCGACGUCGUCUACUGCCCGCCGCAGAAGCAGCCUUACGAUGUGCGGUGGAUGAUCUCGGGUAAGCACGACGACGACGGCAGCUUCCAGAGCGGUCUCUUCGACAAGGACUCGUUUGUCGAGACCCUGGGUGGCUGGGCUCGUACCGUCGUUGUCGGCCGUGCCCGUCUCGGCGGCAUCCCCAUGGGUGUCAUCGCCGUCGAGACGCGCAGCGUCGAGAACAUCACGCCGGCCGACCCUGCCAACCCCGACUCGAUGGAGCAGGUGAGCAACGAGGCGGGCGGCGUGUGGUACCCCAACUCGGCGUUCAAGACGGCGCAGGCCAUCAACGACUUCAACAACGGCGAGCAGCUGCCGCUGAUGAUCCUGGCCAACUGGAGAGGUUUCUCUGGCGGCCAGCGCGACAUGUACAACGAGGUGCUCAAGUACGGUUCGUUCAUCGUUGACGCCCUCGUCAAGUACGAGCAGCCCAUCUUCGUCUACAUCCCGCCGUUUGGCGAGCUGCGCGGCGGCUCGUGGGUGGUGGUGGACCCCACCAUCAACCCGACUGCCAUGGAGAUGUACGCCGACGUGGAGGCGCGUGGUGGUGUGUUGGAGCCCGAGGGCAUCAUCGGCAUCAAGUACCGCAAGGAGAAGCAGCUGGAGACGAUGGCGCGCAACGACCCAACGUACGCCAGCCUGAGGAAGCAGCUGGAGAACAAGGGCCUCGGCCCCGAGGAGGCGGCGGCGAUCAAGAAGCAGGUCGUGGCACGGGAGAAGCAGCUGCUGCCGGUGUACGCGCAGAUCGCGGUGCAGUUUGCGGACCUGCACGACCGGGCGGGCCGCAUGAAGGCCAAGGGGACGAUCCGCGAGGUGCUCGAGUGGAGCAACGCGCGCCGGUACUUCUACUGGCGCCUGCGCCGCAGACUCAACGAGGAGUACGUGCUCAAGCGGAUGGCGACGAGCGCGGUGUCGACGGGCGCGCAGCCCGGGUCGGCCAAGGCGACCGAGGUGCGGGAGCGCAACCUACACCUGCUGGAGAGCUGGUCGGGCAUCGUGGGCUGGUCGCACAACGACCGCGAGGCGGCCGAGUGGUACGAGCGCGAGCGCAAGACGAUCGGGGACAAGGUGGAGGCGCUCAAGGCGGAGCAGCUGUCGGCGGAGCUGUCGGCGCUUGUGCGCGGGCACAAGGAGGCGGGCUUCAAGGGUGUGCGCGAGGUGCUGAGGGUGAUGCCCGUGGAGGAGCGGGAGGCCAUCCUCAAGUACCUCAAGGAGUGA